Mytilus trossulus (common blue mussel) is the source of this 1748-nucleotide messenger RNA. RefSeq names its product tafazzin-like. The transcript is spliced from 8 exons. The record is from RefSeq and is a predicted model, not a curated record. Bases 85 to 927 code for a protein of 280 amino acids. NCBI's taxonomy places the organism in Eukaryota, Metazoa, Mollusca, Bivalvia, Mytilida, Mytilidae. Gene Ontology annotation, molecular function: 1-acylglycerophosphocholine O-acyltransferase activity. Gene Ontology annotation, biological process: inner mitochondrial membrane organization; cardiolipin acyl-chain remodeling. Gene Ontology annotation, cellular component: mitochondrial membrane.
UGCAGAGUUUUAAAGUCUUGCCGAUCAUGGUUAUGCAGACGCUUGUUUUUAAAAAGAAGGGUCAGCUUUUUGACCCUCAAUAACAUGCCUCAGAAAAAGAAUAUAUGUAAUACAAAUAACUUGUAUAACAUAACCCCAAGUAGAGAGACUUUUUUCCUGUUUAAAGACCGACCAUCUAGAUUAUGGAAUGUUGGUGCAAGAAUUGCUUGCUUUGUAGUCAUAGGUUACAGCAAAGUUUGGGCAGGAUUGCUGAACACAUACAAAAUCCAUAAUAAGGAGAGAUUAUACAAAUGUUUGUACGACAGAGAAGAGAAAAGAGGACUUGUAACUGUUAGUAACCAUGACAGCUGUAUGGAUGAUCCGUUACUAUGGGGAUGUCUAAAGUGGAGAAAUACAGUUCAACCUGCCAAGGUACGAUGGAUAACAGCUGCUAAUGAUAUCUGUUUCACCAAGUGGUCCCAUGCUCUGUUCUUCAGUCUAGGAAGAGUAGUGCCAAUUAUAAGAGGAGAUGGGGUAUACCAGAGGAGUAUGGACUUUAUAAUUGAGAAAAUAAAUAAUGGGGACUGGACUCAUAUAUUUCCUGAAGGUAGAGUGAACAUAGACAAAAGCUUUAUUAGAUUUAAAUGGGGAGUAGGCAGACUGGUUGCAGAAGCCAAAAAAAUCCCUAUUGUCUUGCCAAUGUACCAUGUAGGAAUGGAUGAUAUACUUCCAAAUAACAAACCUUAUGUACCAAGAAUAAGAAAGAAGGUGACACUGUUGAUUGGACAGCCAAUGGAAUUUACAGAAGAUGUAGAAUUAAUGAGGCUCAUGAAGAAAACACCUACUGAAAUAAGAAAAUACAUAACAGACAAGAUACAAGAUGAAAUAUACAAACUAAAAGAAAAAGCAGAACGAUUGCAUGUUGAAUCAUUUCAAGAACAAGUUUGAUGAUAGUUUAUUUUAGUUUUGUUUUAAUCACCAAAGUGCUUCUUCCUUGUGUUUAUAUGAUUGGUUACUUGUACUGGGAGGAGAUGUGUGUGCGUUUGGAUGAUCAGCACAGAAUAUAUGUUGGCCUAUAUACUCUAAACUUAGAAAUUAUGAAAGAUCUGACUAUUCGAUAUUCAUUUUAUAAAUGAAAAAAAGUUUUCAUUGUAUUAUAAUAUUCUUUCAGUAUAUGGUUUUAUAUACUUGUAGCUCUGUCAUAUUUUGGAAGCUUGUCCAGAUACUGAAUUUACAGAACAUUUCUUUUUUUCAUUAUUUCAACAAAAAAAAUCUUUUUCAAAUAUAGUUGACUAGUGUUUUUGGAAUAAUGCAAUGAUACAAUUGAUUUCAUCAAUACUUUCAAAUUAUCAAACAAAAUUGGGGAUCACAGACCUUAUUUUCUUCAGAGAAAAAAAAAACACAAAUUGUCCUCUCAAAUUCAGUAUUAUUAGCUGCCCUUGAUAUUAACAGGAUUUUUUUCUGAAAUAAAAACUUUUGAGGCUUAUUAAUAGUUAAGUCUUUCAAUUUCAAGUUUUAGAUGUUUCUUUAGAAAACAGAAUGAUACUUGGUGAAACUUGGUUGUGCAACAUGCCCAGAAGGGUUGCUCAGAAAAAAAACACCCUUAAAUUGUCUUUAUUUCCUCAAAGUGUUAUACCUACUUCACAGUUUUAUCGUUGAAUGUUCUUAAUCACAUGAAUGAAUUUUGUUUCAGAAUAUAAUUACAUUAUUCUCAGGGUAUUUAGCACUAAUCGACCAUAUUUAUAUAUGUAUAUUUUCAACUGAAUAGA